Molecule: messenger RNA, 1188 nt
Organism: Coprinopsis cinerea okayama7#130
Lineage: Eukaryota; Fungi; Basidiomycota; Agaricomycetes; Agaricales; Psathyrellaceae
Exons: 5
Coding region: 1-1188 (395 amino acids)
Source: RefSeq, a predicted model, not a curated record
AUGACCUCCAUUAUCGAACCAUGGGCCAUACUUCGUGCAUCUACCACAUACACUAGUAGUGUCAUCGCCGUUCUUGGAAUUGGUAUGCAGACGUUCAUGGUGGUAUACGGCCUAUCCACUUGGGGGCAAUCGAAAAGCACGGAGGAGAAGAAACAUCGCGGGCGCUAUGUGAUCGCUGCCUACGUGAUCUUCGUCCUUUCCGGCAUCCCUACCUGCCUUGAUUUGUUCAGUCAAUUCCGUACGCUGUACUAUUCAGGCCCCGGGGCGGACUACAUUAGACUGGCGAAGGACUGGGAUAACCGAUGGCCGAGGAAAUUGGGAUACGUGCUGACUUGUAUUUACGUGCUUCUCGGGCAUGCAUACAUGAUAUUCCGAUCCUACCUCCUCUGGAUAGAUGCUGAUAUCAGAAAGGUCCUCCUUGUUCCCGCUGUUCUUUACGCGGCCUUCACAGCUACUUCACUUGCAUGCAUUUCCCACGUAGCGGGCGGGAUUAACAAAUCCACUUUAGCGCUGGCACAGCUAUUCACCGUCUUCACCAUUUUUUCUGUCUUCUUGAACAUCGCCACUUCGGUUUUGAUCAUCCACCGCCUCAUCCCUGCUUGGAGGAAGUUUCGGGUCACAGAGAUAGGUCGCAACGUUGCCCCAAUUAGGGGAGUCGCAGGCAUCUUCAUCGAAUCGGGUCUUGCCCUGGCCCUCUGCGGCUCGGUGUCGGCGGUCGUGGCGAUCAUAAGCCUAGUCAAGCACACCUCGCCAUUGACUCCCCCUGAUAGGAUUGAGGUUAUCUCGACCUUGAGCCAGAGGGCAACCAUUAUGACCCGAGUCGUCGAUUCCUUGUAUGUGACCAUGAUUGCGGUGAUACCGCAGAUGAUUAAUUUCCGUAUCAUGAUGGGCGAAUCCUUCUUGAAGCUCGAAGACAUUGACAAACGUGGUCAAGACACCUUUGGAGGACCACCGAAGAGGCUUCCCAAGGCCCGUGUCACUCAGCUUCAGCUAACAAAGCCCAAACCGCCUAUCGCCUUCAACAAAUCCGACUCGAGUUCCGACUCUGCGUCGUCCAUCGGCGUCCCCACUCCGCCUCAUGCUCAAAGCAACUUCGGGGACACAACAGAGAAGAAGCGCCCAGAAGGGGGCCCUAAUUCAGAGCAACCCGUCGUAAACCUCGUGAACGAAAAAUCCGGGGCCACAUAA